CGGGCCAAGGCCAGGCGGGCUCCGCACGCGUCUGCGGGGCCGCGGGCAGCGCACGGGGCCGGGAAGGCCCAGGAUGACGUGGUUGUCCCCACGUCGGGGGGCAGGUACGACGUGCACCUGCGGGCGCGGCGGCGCGUGGCCGUGUACUGGGAGGAGGAGGAGGCUGAAGUGCGACGCUGCACCUGGUUUUACAAGGGGGACAAGGACAAUAAGUUCAUUCCCUACUCUGAGUCCUUCAGCGAGGAGCUGGAGGAAGCUUACAUGAUUGCAGUGACCCUGGGAGAGUGGAAGAAGAAGCUGGAGUCCCCCAACAGAGAAGUCAUUAUCCUGCACAACCCAAAGCUGAUGGUUCACUACCACCCCGUGGCCAGCUCUGACGACUGGGUCUCCACCCCCACGGAACAAGGGCGGCCCCGCACUGUGAAGAGAGGAGUGGAGAACAUCCCCGUGGAGAUCCCCAGCGGAGAGCCGCUGCAGAUCGACCACCUGGUGUUUGUGGUGCACGGCAUCGGCCCCGCCUGCGACAUCCGCUUCCGCAGCAUCGUGCAGUGCGUGAAUGAUUUCAGGAACGUCUCCCUCAGCAUGCUGCAGUCCCACUUCAGGAAGGCCCAGGAGCAGCAGCAGGUUGGCCGGGUGGAGUUCCUGCCCGUGAACUGGCACAGCUCCCUGCACUCCACGGGUGUGGACGUUGACCUGGAGCGGAUCACGCUGCCCAGCAUCAACCGCCUGCGUCACUUCAUCAACGACACCAUCCUGGACGUGUUCUUCUACAACAGCUCCACCUACUGCCAGACCAUCGUGGACACGGUGGCCUCGGAGAUGAACCGCCUGCACCGGCUCUUCCUGCAGAGGAACCCGCAGUUCAGGGGCGGGGUGUCCAUCGCGGGGCACAGCCUGGGGUCACUCAUUUUGUUUGAUCUCCUGACGAACCAGAAGGCUGAUCCCGAGGAGGAUGAGCGCUGUGCACAGGGGUCCAGGACAACCUCAAGCAUGGGGGGUAUUGAGGAAGUAAAAGAAAUCCUGAAGAAGCUGGAGCUGUCUGAAUAUUGUGAUGUUUUUGAGAAGGAGAAAAUGGACAGGCAAGCACUGUUCUUGUGCACAGAGAAAAACCUUAAAGAAAUGGGAAUUCCCUUAGGGCCAAGAAUGAAAAUACUCCAUUACAUCAGCUCCAAGACAGAGAUGAAGGAUCAGAGCUCAGCAGCUCCCAGGCACAGUGAGUGUGGAGCCAAGCCAGGAUCCCCGUCCCAGCACGGGGACAGCUCAGAGGAGGUCAGGAGCUGCCAGUACAGGGACGUGGGCUUGGGACAGGUGUCAGCCAACUACCCCCAGCUGAACUACAAGCCCAGCAUCUUCUUCGCCUUCGGCUCUCCCAUCGGGAUGUUCCUCACCGUGCGAGGGGUGAAGCGCAUCGACCCCAGCUACAGUCUGCCCACCUGCAAGGGCUUCUUCAACAUCUUCCACCCCUUUGACCCGGUGGCGUAUCGCAUCGAGCCCAUGAUCGUCCCGGAGCUGGAGUUCGAGCCCAUGCUGCUGCCCCACCACAAGGGCAGGAAGAGGAUGCACCUUGAACUGAAGGAGGGGCUGACGCGCAUGAGCGUGGACCUGAAGAACAACCUGCUGGGCUCCCUGCGCGUGGCCUGGCAGUCCUUCACCCGCGCCCCGCUGCCUGCCCUGGAGGCAGGGAGCUCUGAGGCCGAGGCAGAGGCACAGGCUGGCACUGAGAAGCAGCCAGACAUGAAGCCAGAGGAGCCCCCAGCAGCAGUGAAGGAAGAGCCCCCCCCAAUCAACGUGGGGAGGCUGAACGGAGGGAACCGCAUCGACUACGUGCUGCAGGAGAAGCCAAUAGAGAGCUUCAACGAGUAUUUGUUUGCACUCCAGGGGCAUCUCUGCUACUGGGAGUCAGAGGACACGGUUCUGCUGGUUCUGAAGGAGAUCUACCAGACACAAGGCAUCACACUGGAUCAACCUUUACCAGGAAGCCAGUGACCAACCUGUGCUGUACUGGCUGUCCAAUCCCACUGAGUUCUCACCAGGAAAGUCCAGAUCUCUUCUCUGCCUUCCUCUCUCCUCUGCUGCCGUGUCCUGCAUGCUGCUUCCCAAGUACUUGCUGCUGCCUGGAGAUAAGAAUGGAUUUUCUUCCAUUUUGGGUAGGGGGAAAAACUGUCAAGGGAAAACCACUUCUGCUCAAGCACACACAACACCUGUACAGUGACUCCCUGUGGCAACAUGUACUUUUCACCCUGCACCCUGUGAGUCCCCACAGCAGCUUCUCCAGCAGUGCAGCAGAGCUGUCAGGCUCCUCGGGGAGAACACUCAGAGCCCAGGACCUGAGGAGAAAAAGCCUUAAACACAGAGCAUGGCAAGAGCUCCAGCAGCCCUGGAGCAGGGGAGGCUGCUGGCUGCUAACAAACACCCAGAGCAGCACUGCAGGCCUGGGA
Messenger RNA from Ficedula albicollis (Collared flycatcher), 2438 nucleotides. RefSeq names its product DDHD domain containing 2 (gene DDHD2). The annotation marks the transcript as partial. Lineage: Eukaryota; Metazoa; Chordata; Aves; Passeriformes; Muscicapidae. The transcript is spliced from 17 exons. Gene Ontology annotation, molecular function: protein binding; metal ion binding; triacylglycerol lipase activity. Gene Ontology annotation, cellular component: COPII-coated ER to Golgi transport vesicle. The record is from RefSeq and is a predicted model, not a curated record.